Messenger RNA from Tripterygium wilfordii, 2382 nucleotides. Its product is annotated as MLO-like protein 6. The record is from RefSeq and is a predicted model, not a curated record. Gene Ontology annotation, biological process: defense response. Gene Ontology annotation, cellular component: membrane. Lineage: Eukaryota; Viridiplantae; Streptophyta; Magnoliopsida; Celastrales; Celastraceae. The transcript has 16 exons. Bases 1 to 2382 code for a protein of 793 amino acids.
AUGGAUGGGAAAGAAGAUCUUGUUCCUUCGAAAAGAGCGAGGAUUGAAGAUCCAUCAUCUUCAAAAGAGACAAAGAUCAAAGAGAAGGGUUCGACAUCUCGAAACACCGACGAAUCAGAUGAUUCUGUCGUUGAAAUAUCCGUGAUAUCUGAAGAAUUGUACAAGGAAAACCCCAGAAACUCCAUUGAAGGCUUAAAAAGACUUUUGGAGGAGGCUAAAAGGAAUUUGCAGAAUGAGUACGAACGAAAUCGGUCUUAUACGGAUGUACUUCGAUCGGCCAGAGACGCAUUGAUCGGGGUUCGCGAUAACGCUUGGGGAUAUUCUCGAAAUCAAAAUGUUUAUCAGUUACAAACAUCCCUUCUAGACCUUGCAGCCCUUCCUCUGGAUGAAAGAUACCCUCUAUUGGGACAGCGACAAUGUAAUAAGAAUCCAAAGUGGUUGGUUAUUAAGGAAUCAUCGGAGGACAAUACUAGUUUUUUUCUUCUUGUCUUUCGGUUCUCACCCGCACGGGUAACAGAGAAAGCACGGUUCGGGCAAGAGUACAAGGGUUUGGUUGAUAAAACCUCUCACACACACUGUGCACCUUUCUACCACACUUACACACACAUAGCCUCCCACCCAGGCUUCACUUUGGAUAGGAGAGGAUGGAUUAUUACCUUCGUGGGAUUCUGUCCCCGUAUAGGUAGUAUGUACAUCCUCACUGGACUAAACUCUCCCAAUGAGUUGAGGGAGGAACCCUGUUACCUUAUGGGACUACAGGGGCACCUUGUCCAGGACCUCUGGCUAACAAAGAAAAACAACAGAGGCAUUUAUGAAGCCCUGGAAAAAAUUAAAUCAGAGCUUAUGUCAUUGGGUUUUAUAUCCCUGCUACUAACGGUUGGGCAAGGUCCCAUCUCCAAAAUAUGCAUAUCGGAGAAAGUUGCGAACACGUGGCUUCCAUGCGGCAAGAAACAAAAGGAAACCCAUGAAAACAGCCGGAUACUUGUUUCUUUGUCGGAUUCAUGCGGAAGCGGAAAAGUACCAUUCAUGUCAUCGGAUGGUAUUCAUCAACUACACAUUCUCAUAUUCGUAUUGGCUGUUUUCCAUGUUCUUUAUUGUAUCCUCACCAUGGCUUUGGGUCAAGCCAAGAUGAAGAGUUGGAACAGAUGGGAGAAAGAGACAAGAACGCUAGAGUACCGAUUCUCCCAUGAUAAUGAGAGGCUUAGGCUUGCUAGAGAAACGACAUUCGGAAGAAGACAUCUGAGCUUUUGGACCAACUCUCCUUUCCUCAUUUGGAUAGUGUGUUUCUUUAGGCAGUUUGUCAGGUCCGUUCCUAAGGUGGACUAUUUGACAUUACGACAUGGAUUUAUUAUGGCACAUUUGGGCCCUCAAAGCAGUACACAAUUCGAUUUCCAAAAAUACAUUAACAGGGCACUUGAAGAAGACUUCAAGGUGGUGGUGGGGAUUAGACCUCCAAUAUGGUUCAUGGCCGUGCUUUUCCUUCUCUUUAAUAACCACGGCUGGUACUCUUAUCUGUGGCUAUCAUUUCUCCCAUUAAUUAUCAUCCUAUUGGUUGGAACAAAGCUACAGGUGAUAAUAGCCACAAUGGGACUUAGAAUUCUGGGGAGAGCGGGGAUUGUGAUGGGUGUGCCGGUCGUACAGCCAGGCGAUGACCUAUUCUGGUUCAAUCGCCCACAUCUCCUCCUCUAUCUCAUAAACUUCAUACAUUUUCAGAAUUCCUUUCAACUUGCAUUCUUCAUAUGGAGUUGGUAUGAAUUCGGAAUAAAGUCUUGUUUCCACAAGCAUUUGAUGGAUAUAAUCAUCAGAAUUUCGAUAGGGGUCUUUAUACAAAUCCUCUGCGGCUAUGCCACUCUCCCUCUGUAUGCCCUCGUAACACAGAUGGGGUCAACUAUGAAGCCAACCAUUUUCAGCAAAAGAAUAGCGGUGGCUCUACGAAAUUGGUACCACAGAGCUAAAAAGGACAUCAAACAGAGCAAUGGAUCGGUGACCCAAAUGUCAAUAAGAUCAACCACACCAUCUCACCACAUGUCCCCUGUGCACCAAUUGCAUCGUUCGAGAAGCGGCGAAGUUGACAGCAUGCAAACAUCUCCUAGAAGAUCCAACGUUGAUAUGGAAGAUUGGGAGACAAAUUCUCCCUCCCCCUCACACCCUAACAUUAGUGGCGAUGGUUCAUCAUCGACUUUGCACCAUCAUUUACGACAAAUGGAACAAGAUUAUGCUGAGGACGAGGAUGAGGUCAGGGAUUACAAUGAAGCGGAUUUGGAUAAUCUAGUGCCUCAGCAUAAGAUUGAUAUUGCAUCGUCUCAAGAUUGGAAAAUGACUCUUGGCGAAUCGGAGUAUCCGAUGACUCGGGGCGAGCCCAAAAAUGUCAUAGGACUCUAG